Messenger RNA from Mastomys coucha (southern multimammate mouse), 1415 nucleotides. It is a transcript of the gene Hpgds, whose product is annotated as hematopoietic prostaglandin D synthase. Lineage: Eukaryota; Metazoa; Chordata; Mammalia; Rodentia; Muridae. Gene Ontology annotation, biological process: glutathione metabolic process. The record is from RefSeq and is a predicted model, not a curated record. The transcript is spliced from 6 exons. Gene Ontology annotation, molecular function: glutathione transferase activity. Bases 289 to 891 code for a protein of 200 amino acids.
AUCAGUACACACAGGCACCUGUGACUGCGACUUUACUCUUUAUGCAAAUGUGUUGGACUUACACAGAGAGCUUGUGAAAUGAUGUUAAAAGCUACCCAGAGCUCUUUACAGGCUGAACUUUGGACUCACGCAUCUCAUGUGAGAAAUGCAGGAAGGCUUUUAGGUGGAGGAAGUGGCCUCUGACUGUCUUGUGACUAUCACUCACUCAUCACAGAAACCGCAGUACAGACAGGAACUGAGACACAGAGACACAGCACGGGAAAGGGACUCUCUGCAUAGAGUUAUACUAUGCCAAACUACAAACUGCUUUAUUUUAAUAUGAGGGGAAGAGCCGAAAUUAUUCGUUAUAUAUUCGCUUAUUUGGACAUAAAGUAUGAAGAUCACAGGAUAGAACAAGCUGACUGGCCUAAAAUCAAACCAACUCUUCCAUUUGGCAAAAUCCCUGUUUUGGAGGUGGAAGGACUUACACUUCACCAGAGCCUCGCAAUAGCACGAUAUUUGACCAAAAAUACAGAUUUGGCUGGGAAGACAGAGUUGGAGCAAUGUCAAGCUGAUGCAGUGGUGGACACCCUGGAUGAUUUCAUGUCACUCUUUCCAUGGGCAGAGAAAAAUCAAGAUCUAAAAGAGCAGAUGUUCAAUGAAUUGCUCACACGUCAAGCACCUCACCUUCUGAAAGAUUUGGACACAUACUUAGGAGACAAAGAGUGGUUUAUUGGCAAUUAUCAGGUAACCUGGGCAGACUUCUACUGGGAUAUCUGCAGCACCACACUUUUGGUCUUAAAGCCUGACUUGUUGGAUAUCUACCCCAGGCUGGCGUCAUUACGGAACAAAGUCCAAGCUAUUCCUGCCAUUUCUGCCUGGAUCCUAAAGAGGCCACAGACAAAACUCUAGAUGAUUCAGAAUCCGUCAUCAGAUGAGACCUCCAUCAGCCAGCUAGAGGAUCCGCAUACUUCUCACCAAUAGGACUCUUACUUUGUGGUAUUCUGCUUGCUAUGUAUGACUCUUAUUGUGGUUUUGUCUUCUUCUGUAGGCAUUUAGUUUCCAAUAUUUCAUUUUUUCAAAACUUUACACUUUUUAUAAUUACAGGGAAAUAAUUCACAAUAUAUGUAGUUGCGCAUAGAUAUCAACAUGCAUGGAUGCUUUAGUUAAACAACACUAGUUUCCUGGCUAGUGUAUCAGUCACCACAGUAUCUUAACUACAAGUAAUCAUGUGAAAUACAGAUUUUGCAGAUAGCUCUUCAAUCAGCAAAUUGCUACACAGAAACUAAUGGACACCAUAACGUUCACUAGCCACUACAUGUUAUUCAGGUAUACACCAAAGUGUAUAAGCUACUUCACAAAAAUACACAUCUGUCUGACAUGUUACAAAAUGGGUAAUAAAAAGAAGGAACUCAUAAAGAUUAAAGGACAGCCAA